CGCCAUUUUCGAGUGUAGAAGCCGCCAAGGCUGCAGGCAGGAAACGAAGGUGUCUGGUGCUGCAGGGGCUGCUACUCGGAAACUUGCUGGCCCGCGGUCCUAGUACCAACUCUGCUCGUGGGUGAAGACGGAAUACUUAGUAGCUGCCUGGUUCGUAAAUCUGUUAGGAAACACCGCUACUUCGACCCCUUAUCGAUGCAAGUUAAGAGGGGUGAGGAAGAGGUGAUGGAUUUAUGAAGACAGAAAUCAUGCCAAGCAAAAGAACUAAAGUAUCUACGGCAGCCCAUCAAAAAGGCAGUGAUUCCUUGGAGGAGUCCUCUAAUGAUGGGAUACCUGAAAAAGAAGCGAAUAUGUACCCCUCUGAAGUACUUCAGCAAGCAGUAUCAAAUGGAGUUGAUCAAAGUUUAGAAGAAAUUUUGAGUAGCAUCUCUCCUCCCCCACCUCCAGCUAUGACCAAUGAAGCUGGAGCUCCUCGUCUCAUGAUAACUCACAUUGUAAACCAGAACUUCAAAUCUUAUGCUGGGGAGCAAAUUCUAGGACCGUUUCAUAAGCGUUUUUCAUGCAUUAUUGGACCAAAUGGCAGUGGAAAAUCUAAUGUGAUUGAUUCCAUGCUCUUUGUUUUUGGCUAUCGAGCACAAAAAAUAAGAUCCAAAAAAAUUUCAGUACUGAUACACAAUUCUGAUGAACAUAGUGACAUCCAGAGCUGCACUGUAGAAGUUCAUUUUCAAAAGAUAAUUGACAAGGAAGGGGAUGAUUAUGAAGUCAUUCCCAACAGCAGUUUCUGUGUUUCCAGAACAGCCUAUAAAGAUAAUUCUUCAAUAUACCAUAUCAGUGGGAAGAAAGCAACUUUUAAAGAUGUUGGGCUUUUGCUCCGAAGUCAUGGUAUUGACCUGGACCAUAAUAGGUUUCUGAUUUUACAGGGAGAAGUUGAACAAAUAGCAAUGAUGAAACCAAAAGGGCAGAAUGAGCAUGAUGAAGGCAUGCUUGAAUAUUUAGAAGAUAUAAUAGGAUCAGGACGAUUGAAAGAGCCUAUUCAAAUAUUAUGUCGAAGAGUGGAGAUAUUAAAUGAACAGAGAGGUGAGAAGUUAAAUAGAGUUAAAAUGGUGGAAAAGGAAAAAGAUGCCUUGGAAGGAGAACGGAAUAAAGCAGUUGAAUUUCUUUCUUUGGAAAACAAAAUGUUUAAAGAAAAAAAUAAAAUCUGUCAAUACUACAUUUAUGAAUUACAGAAGCGGAUAUAUGACCUGGAAGCACAGAAAGGAAAAAUACAUGAAGACACCAAAGAAGUUAAUGAGAAGAGCAGCAAACUGGCAGAUGAAAUGAGAGAUAAGAAUGAGGCUCUGAAAGAAGUAGAAAAGAAACUCAAUGAAAUCACAGCAUUUAUUGAAGAAAAUAAAAAUAGAUUUACCCAGCUAGAUCUGGAGGAUGUUCAGUUAAGGGAAAAUCUAAAACAUGCAAAAAGCAAAUCAAAAAAACUAGAGAAGCAGCUUCAGAAGGAUAAAGAAAAGAUAGAAGACUUCAGAACUGUACCUGCUAGCAGUGAAUCUGCAAUUACUGAAGCAACGGCUAAGAGAGGAAUUCAAGAAAAAGAAAAAGAAAAACUGGAAGAAAAACUAAAAGAAGUUAUGGACAGUCUUAAAAAAGAAACUCAAGGACUGCAGAAAGAGAAAGCGGAUAAAGAAAAAGAACUAAUGGAAUUCAGCAAAACAGUUAAUGAAGCACGUUCAAAUUUUGACAUGGCCAAGUCAGAACUUGAUUUGUAUCUUAGUUGUCAUAAUACUGCUGUAUCUCAGCUAAAAGCAACAGAAGAUGCUCUUCAGACUGCUUCAGGGACACGUAAGGAAAGAUUAACUGCUAUCAAAGAAUUGGAAUCAAAAUUACCUCAAACAGAGAAUGAACUCAAGAAGAAAGAAAAUGAAUUGGAUAAACUUAUAAAAGAGGAGACGGACUUAAAAUAUUACAUUGGAGAUCUACGUCAGAAAGUAGAAGAAGCAAAAAGUUCAUUUGCAAUAAAUAAAAGCCGAGGAAAAGUUCUUGAAGCCUUAAUUCAGCAGAAGAAAUCUGGAAAUAUUUCUGGAAUAUAUGGAAGACUUGGUGACUUGGGAGCUAUAGAUGAAAAAUACGAUGUUGCAAUAUCAUCAUCAUGCGGAGCAUUAGAUCACAUAGUUGUUGAUACUAUUGAUACAGCUCAAAAAUGUGUUAAUUUCUUAAAGAAGCAAAACAUAGGAGUAGCAACAUUUAUAGCUCUUGAUAAGAUGGCAGUAUGGGAGAAAAACAUGGGCAAAAUUCAGACUCCUGAAAACAUUCCUCGUCUAUUUGACAUGGUGAAAAUGAAAGAUGAGAAGGUUCGCCAAGCUUUUUAUUUUGCAUUGCGUGAUACUCUGGUAGCCAAUAACUUGGAUCAGGCCACCAGAGUAGCAUUUGGAAAAGGCAAUAGAUGGAGAGUCAUAACUUUGCAAGGACAACUGAUAGAACAGUCAGGAACAAUGACUGGUGGUGGAGGAAAAGUAAUGAAGGGUAGAAUGGGAUCCUCUGUUAUAGUUGAAACAUCUGAAGAAGAGGUCCAAGAAAUGGAAUCACAAUUGCAAAAAAAGACUCAAAUGGCCAUGCUAUGUCAGGAACAGAAAGCACAACUGGAGGAAAUAAUAGCGAAAUUACAUAAAAAUAUUAGAGAAAUGAAAAACACUUUAGAAAAAUAUACUGCCAGUAUAAAGAGUUUGUUGGAUCAAGAAGCUCAUUUAAAAGUCCAGGUUAAAGAACUAGAAGCAAAUGUAAUUGCUUCUGCUCCUGAUAAAGUCAAGCAAAUAGAAAUGGAGAAAAAAUGUAAUAACUUCAAAGAAGAUUAUGACAAAGUGGCUGCAAAAGCUGACAAACUGGAAAAAGAAGUUAAAAGACUACAUAAUCUCAUUAUUGAGAUAAGUAAUAAUAAACUUAAAGCUCAGCAAGACAGUCUUGAUAAGAUAAACAAAGAAAUAGAUCAGUGCACUUUUGCCAUUACAAAAGCGCAGGUAGCCAUCAAGACAUCAGAAAGAAACCUGAAGAAAACGGAGGAUGCAAUUGUUCGCACUGAGAAAGAAAUUGAAGAAAAUAAAAACAAUAUAGAAAUCUUUAAAAAACAGCUGACUGCAUUAGACGAAAGAGCUGCUGAAGUUAUAGGUAACAGCAAAAAAGCUGAAGAAUCCUUACCAGAGAUUCAAGAGGAACGUCGUUUGGUGCUUCAAAAAAUUAAAACUAUACAAGAAGAAGAACAUUUGUUACAAAAAGAGGCUCUCAAUAUUAGGCUUAAAAUUGAACAACUAGACAGUCACAUUGCUGAGCAUCAAUUAAAGAUUAAGUAUUGGCAAAAGGAGAUAUCAAAGAUAUCACUGCAUUCGAUGGAAGAUAAACAAACAGAAAACCUUCCAGUACUAACUCAAGAUGAACUAGAAAAUAUUACAGAUCCAGAUAUUAUAACAAAUCAAAUAGCUCUUUUAGAAGCUCAGUGUCAUGAAAUGAAACCAAACUUGAGUGCCAUUGCGGAAUAUAAUAAAAAGGAAGAGCUGUAUCUAAAACGUGUGGCAGAGUUGGAUGAAAUUACCAACGAGAGACAUAAAUUCAGAGAAGCUUUUGAAGACCUUCGGAAAAAACGGCUUAAUGAAUUUAUGGCAGGAUUUAAUGUCAUAACAAAUAAGCUAAAGGAAAAUUAUCAGAUGCUUACACUAGGAGGAGAUGCAGAACUUGAGCUUGUUGACAGUCUGGAUCCUUUCUCUGAAGGAAUUAUGUUCAGUGUUCGGCCACCAAAGAAAAGUUGGAAGAAGAUAUUUAACUUGUCAGGUGGAGAGAAGACAUUGAGCUCAUUAGCUUUGGUUUUUGCUUUGCAUCAUUACAAGCCAACCCCUCUGUAUUUCAUGGAUGAAAUUGACGCAGCCCUUGAUUUUAAAAACGUUUCUAUUGUAGCAUUUUACAUAUAUGAGCAAACAAAAAAUGCACAGUUCAUCAUUAUUUCUCUGCGAAACAACAUGUUUGAAAUAGCAGACAGACUCAUUGGUAUUUACAAGACUUAUAAUACAACAAAAAGUGUGGCAACAAACCCCAAAGUUAUUGCAUCAAAGGGACUUGCUGAACUUGGUUCCACAGAAUGCUACUGAAUAUGGAAUUUUCUUUCAACAUUAUUUUUUCCUAAGAUUUUCCUGAAGAUUUGCCAAUAAUUUAAUAUCUAUUUUCUAUAAGUGGUUUUUAAAUCUGACUUGUUACUGAGUGUUCAUUAUCUUAAACAAUAUAGAUCUCUUUAAGUGACUGCUUAAAACAGACAGUUCAGAUAUGACUUUUGGUAGAAGCACUUAGUGAUUAAAAUGGUGGAUUUUUUUAAAAAAAAAUACACGCAGCAUAUUUUUAUUUGAAUUUGAAAAUAAAAUUUUGACAAAUUUCUCUGUAUAUUACAAAAACAGUCUAGUAAAUAAAUAAGUUGAUAAACAGUAAAAAUAUAUAUAAAUAGCAAGCAGAGGCGAGGCUGUGAUAUUGUGCUAGCUGCAGUAUGGUUCUUGGAUUUGGUUUGGCAUCUCGGAUUUGGGGUUGAUUUGACAAUUAAAAGCUGCAACAAAUAAUGGUUAAA
This is a messenger RNA of Crotalus tigris (Tiger rattlesnake), 4588 nucleotides long. RefSeq names its product structural maintenance of chromosomes 4 (gene SMC4). Gene Ontology annotation, molecular function: ATP hydrolysis activity; ATP binding; protein binding. Gene Ontology annotation, biological process: mitotic chromosome condensation. The record is from RefSeq and is a predicted model, not a curated record. NCBI's taxonomy places the organism in Eukaryota, Metazoa, Chordata, Lepidosauria, Squamata, Viperidae. Gene Ontology annotation, cellular component: chromosome. The coding region runs from base 234 to 4124 and encodes 1296 amino acids. The transcript is spliced from 25 exons.